This is a messenger RNA of Styela clava, 600 nucleotides long. Lineage: Eukaryota; Metazoa; Chordata; Ascidiacea; Stolidobranchia; Styelidae. The record is from RefSeq and is a predicted model, not a curated record.
AUGCCAUUGGAAAGUAGAUAUCCAGUAAUUUUGCCGAGUGAUAGUCAUAUUACAAAUUUGGUGAUUGAUUUGUAUUAUGAAAGAGAAGGUCACAGUGGUACUCUGCAUGUUUUAUCUGCAAUUCGUGAGAAAUUUUGGAUUAUUAAGGGGCAUGCAACUGUGCGUCGAAGGUUGAGCAAAUGUUUUACUUGUCGUAGAUGGAAUUCUGAAGUGGGGGAGCAAGUGAUGGCACCGUUACCAAAAGUUCGAGUGACACCUAGUGAAAAUGAUUUUAUGGAAACUGCCUGUGAUUAUUUUGGACCAAUACUGGUGAAGAGAGGCAGGAGUGAGGAGAAAAUUUAUGGGUGUAUGUUCAGCUGUAUGGCUACUCGAGCGGUUCAUAUCGAGAUGGCUAAUUCGCUGGAUACUUUGUCGUUCAUUAAUGUGUUUCAGAGAUUUAUAAACAGGCGUGGGCGACCAAGGAAAAUGUACAGUGACAAUGGAACGAACUUUACGGGGCUGAGAGAGAACUUCGUUAAGGGAUUCAAAAUUGGAAUCAAAAUCAGAUUUGUAAAGUUAUGCAGCAGCAAAACAUUGAAUGGUGGCUUUCUGUGUCUUUAG